Messenger RNA from Penicilliopsis zonata CBS 506.65, 387 nucleotides. RefSeq lists its product as hypothetical. The transcript is spliced from 4 exons. NCBI's taxonomy places the organism in Eukaryota, Fungi, Ascomycota, Eurotiomycetes, Eurotiales, Aspergillaceae. Gene Ontology annotation, molecular function: nucleic acid binding; zinc ion binding; DNA-directed RNA polymerase activity. Gene Ontology annotation, biological process: transcription initiation at RNA polymerase II promoter; maintenance of transcriptional fidelity during transcription elongation by RNA polymerase II; transcription-coupled nucleotide-excision repair. The coding region runs from base 1 to 387 and encodes 128 amino acids. The record is from RefSeq and is a predicted model, not a curated record. Gene Ontology annotation, cellular component: RNA polymerase II, core complex.
AUGUCUGCUAGUCCGUCUCCCUCGGCUGGUAGUGAUACCAAGCAAAGCGAGCAGGUUCACUUCCGCUUCUGUCGCGAAUGUUCCAACUUGCUGUACCCCAAGGAAGACCGAGCCAACAACCGUCUGAUGUUUACGUGUCGCACAUGCCAUGUCGGCGAGCCUGCGACCUCGUACUGCGUGUACAAGAACAAACUGCACAGCCAAGUGGGAGACACGGCGGGCGUGACUCAGGACGUGGGAUCCGAUCCGACGCUUCCUCGAUCCAACAAGCUCUGCCCCAGCUGCGGUGAAAGCGAGGCGGUGUUUUUCCAGUCCCAGCAACGAUCUGCCGAAACCGGAAUGAAACUCUACUUUGUCUGCUGCGCCUGCGGUAAUGUCUUUACGUGA